UUCAAAUGUCCCAACCAACCAGCGGGAUAGCAUUUGGUAUUUAGAUAGCUCUGUAAAUUCUUCGUUUUCACACAUCGUACCACUAACCUGCAAUCAUGCCGAAAGACCAGUCUUCCUCUAGGAGUUCUAGAAGCGAAAUGAAGUCGAAAUCAGAUCAAAAUGUAAAAGUGUGUAAGAAGGGUGAACAAGCAUCAACAUGCCCCAAAGUGUCCUCGAAAGUGCGGCGCAAUAUGGAGCGAGUGGAGAUGCUCGCUCGUCCCAACGCUCGCCGGCUGCGCUCUUUGUGGGACGAAAAGUGCAGCAUUCUGUCUCCGGCCAGGAGGGACAAGAUCAAGAGUGCCCUAGAGGAGGACUACUUUCUGAGCCCUGAACAAACGGAGCAGUACUUUCAAGCAUACGGCACGAAGCUGUGGUCGAGCCCCGGCGGCAUGGCCAUGAGGAGCCAGGUCGGCGGCGACAAGUCCAAAGAGAUACGGCAGCGGCAGAAGUGGCUCAUCAACUUUAGUGCACAGGUGGCGUACAGUCUCUGCGACUACAUAGCGAAGGGUCAGAAAGAGAUGUUGGUCUCAAACAGACUUCGAAGCAUCGCUGAUGUGGUCUUGGAGAGGGUUGCCGACAUAUUGGGCGAGCCGAAGCCGUCGCGCACGCACCCGGGCCGCCUGGCGCGGUUCAUGGUGGCGAUAUCUGAUCGCAUCGCGGUCUGGAUCGAGAAUGCCGUGUAUCGAGCCGAUGCCUUGGAGCCCAGGGAGUCCAACGUGGACGAGCAUAUCCGGCUGGAUACCGAGAAACCCAUUAUUUGCUAAAAAGCAUUCUUCGUGCUGUGUUGCGUGGCGCUGUCCACCGCGGCUCCACAGCCCCAGCUGUUGUUGAACGGGCUCGGCUACGGCGGGCUUAUUCAGCCUGGUCUGGUCGCCACUGGGCUAGGUGGA
Plodia interpunctella (Indianmeal moth) is the source of this 929-nucleotide messenger RNA. RefSeq lists its product as uncharacterized. Bases 96 to 803 code for a protein of 235 amino acids. NCBI's taxonomy places the organism in Eukaryota, Metazoa, Arthropoda, Insecta, Lepidoptera, Pyralidae. The record is from RefSeq and is a predicted model, not a curated record. The transcript is spliced from 6 exons.